AUGGCCUUGCUCUCGGCUGUGUUUCUACAUCGUCUUGUUAAACCGCUCAUAGUACUCCAGCUACCUACCACUAGCUCUCGCAACCCCCUUUCCACUCUUUUUACUUUCACUCAUUACACCCAUGCUCUUCGGUCGCCUUGCCAUUGCUGCCAUCUCUGCUGGUGCUGCAUUCGCCGCUCCGCUCAGUGGUUCGAUCCCAAAGUCGGCGAUGUGGCUGCUCCUGCUGACAUCCCUGCCGGUGUUCCCGGUGUUCCUGCCGUGCCCGCUUCUCCUGUCGGUAUUCCUGCCAAUGUUCCCGCUGGCGUCCCAGUGCGCCGCCUUCGUCGUGGGCUCCCCGACUUCAGCCCAGCAGCAAUCACUGAUUCCAUCCCUGCGGUUGUUCCCGCUGGUCUCUCUGAUCUAUCCCUGCCUCUGUCCUUCUAUGAUGCUCAGUCCCUCAUGGCUGAAAUCGAAAAAUUCAACCUUGCGUCGGCGACAGAUGCUAUUAAGCCAGUGCAAUUAGCUGACGGCAUUGCCAAACUCAAGAGCUCCAUUGAAUCCGUCACGACCAGCAUAUCUACAAUCACCAAGGACAGUCUCUCUAAGCUGGACCUUGAUCGUUGCUUGCAGCCCCUCGUAAAACUGGGAGGAGAGCUCCAGAACUUGAAGUCAAUGGCCAUGUUGACCGAUGAAAUUACUGGCCUCCGUCACAUUGUGGCUUCCUUGGCUCAUAGCGUGAAGCCAUACUCCGAUGACGAUAAAACUCUCAACUAUCUUCUUGGCUCCUUCCUAAUUUAA
Messenger RNA from Rhizoctonia solani, 777 nucleotides. RefSeq lists its product as uncharacterized. Bases 1 to 777 code for a protein of 258 amino acids. NCBI's taxonomy places the organism in Eukaryota, Fungi, Basidiomycota, Agaricomycetes, Cantharellales, Ceratobasidiaceae. The record is from RefSeq and is a predicted model, not a curated record. The transcript has 5 exons.